Messenger RNA from Notechis scutatus (mainland tiger snake), 1351 nucleotides. It is a transcript of the gene CFL1, whose product is annotated as cofilin 1. Gene Ontology annotation, molecular function: actin binding. Lineage: Eukaryota; Metazoa; Chordata; Lepidosauria; Squamata; Elapidae. Gene Ontology annotation, biological process: actin filament depolymerization. Gene Ontology annotation, cellular component: actin cytoskeleton. The record is from RefSeq and is a predicted model, not a curated record.
UUCUCUCCUUGGUCCCCCUGCCAGGCCUCUGGGGUCACCGUCUGUGACAAAGUCAUUCAGGUAUUCAACGACAUGAAGGUGCGCAAACAUGCCCCCCAGGAGGAGCAGAAGAAGCGCAAGAAGGCUGUCAUCUUCUGCCUGAGCGAGGACAAGAAGAAGAUCAUCCUGGAGCCCGGCAGGGAGAUCCUGGUGGGCGAGUUGGGAGACACCGUUGAUGACCCCUACCUGCACUUCGUCGGUAUGCUGCCCCCCAGCGACUGCCGCUAUGCCCUCUAUGACGCCACCUACGAAACCAAGGAGAGCAAAAAGGAAGAUCUGGUCUUCCUCUUCUGGGCGCCCGAGAGCGCUCCUUUGAAGAGCAAGAUGAUCUACGCCAGCUCCAAGGAUGCCCUCAAGAAGAAAUUUCCAGGGAUCAAGCACGAAUGGCAAGCAAACGGCCUAGAAGACAUUAAAGACCGCCAGAGUCUAGCGGAAAAGCUGGGGGGCAGCUGCGUCAUCAGCUUGGAGGGCAAGCCCGUGUGAGACCCCCCCCACGCCUCCCCUUCCCAGGUCCCCUGUCGUGCCAGUGACUCUGGAGCUUCCAUGUUAAUGGCCCCGUGCUACUGUUGGGGGUGGGGGGUUGGGGGUGGGGUGGUCCUUCCUUUUCUCGGUUCCAUUCCAAUUAUUAUUUUUUCUGCCUUCUCAUCUUCCCUGGCCUGGUUCUCUCUCUCCUCCUGUCUCAGCAGCUGGCUUGCAGCCUGCUGUUCAAAUUUGCCAAACGUGCUACAGCUAUUCCCCCCCCCCCCCCCCCCCCCCCCCCCCUCCCCCCCUCUCCCUCUCCCCCCCCCCCCCCUUUCAAACCCUUGAGGUGACAUUCCUAAAGGAGGGGCAGGGUCUCCAUCCCUCAGCCUCUUCCUUGGUUUCCUUUGGUCCACCUGCUUCCUCCAGUUCCCCUCCUCUUCCUCUCAUGGGUAGGGGGGGAUGGCGGUUAGCAGCCAAUGGUUGGGAUCGAUGGGGACCCUAAUUUCCAGAAUUAGUCCGUUUUCCAGUGUGUACAAAAAGAAAAGGGUUGUUUUUUUUAAAAAAAAAGAAAAGGGUUUCUGUACGUGUGUGGGGUUUUUUUUUUCCCUUCGAGAAAGUGUGGAAUGGCAACUGCGUUCCCCGCCCCUCUUCCCUGUGAUGACUUCCUCUCCCCAAGUUCCUUUCCUUAACUGCCAUAGUAGCUCUGUGCUUGUCUGUAGUACUGUGUACAAAUAAAAUAUUGUGGAAAACAGUUGCACCCACCUCUAUGUUGGGGGUGGAAUUAACAAACUUUAUGGAAGCAGUACCACCAAGAACCUGAAUUCAGUAAUAAAAAAAAAAAAUGCUACCU